AUGAACACAAGUAUUACUACAUUAUUUCAUCCACAAGAUGAAUUACAAGUUAAUUCUAUCAUGAAUUGGCUAAGAACUGAAUUAUUUUCAAUAUGGAAUUGUCAAUCUAAACAAUUAAAUAACGAUGUCAGUAGGAUUUUAAAAAUACAUCGUAAUGAAGAAUUAAUGAAUAAAUUGUAUAGAACAGCUUAUCAGACUUAUAUGCAACAAAUCAAAGACAAUGAUCAUUGCCAUGCUUAUUACCAAAUUGGAUAUUACCAUCAACAUGGGCUUGGAAUAGAUAAGAAAGACAGUGUUGAGGCGCUACGGUAUUACGAAGAAGCCAUUAAGCGACACCAUCAUUUAGCUUGUCACGACAUGUCAACUUUGUAUGAUUGCGAUUCAAAUAUAGAUCACCAAGAAUCGUCAUCAAUACAAAAAAUAGAUGAAAAACAACUCAUUGACAUUAAAGUGAGAUUAUUAAUGGAUGCAGUUGUUAACGGUCAACAUUAUUAUGCUGGAAAAAUGUUGAGAAGUAAAUAUAACAGUCAUCCGUUUUGGAGAAAUAAACUGCUAGAAAUUAAGGAUGAUAUCGAAACUGCUAUUGAUGAAACUACUGACACAUCGACUAUAGCAGAAUUAUAUAAUUACCUUGGUGUUAUUGAAUGUUUCAUUCAUGCUAGUCAAACUGACGAUGAUAAUUCUGAUGAAGAAAACAUCGAUGAGGAUAACUUGACCACUGAUAAAAUUACCUCUGUUGACAAAACAACACGUUAUGCUUACGACUGCUUUCAAAAAGCAGCUAAAUUAGGUGAUGGCCAGGGCUAUUUUAAUUAUGCCUUCAGGAAAAUGUUAUCGCCACAAUUUUUAACCGAUUCCAGUUCUAUUAACACAAAGGAAGCAAAUCUUUACCCUAUGAGUUGUUUCAUACAAUCAGCUAUCAAAGAUCACCCACUAGGCUGGUUUAGUCUGCAUUUAGCUUUAAAUUUACAACGUCCAGAUAACGUUGAUAGUAAUCGAAUAUCACAAGGGCUAUUGAUAAAAGCUGCUAAAGCUGGCGGAUUCUCUGAUAUCUUGAGAGAAUUGGCUUAUACCUACUUAGAGCCACGCCAAGGAUGGCAAUACGAUCAUCAAUUGGCUCGGGAAUAUUUAGAGAGAGCAUUAACAGCCAAUCCUAGUUGUCUUUAUCCCACAGAUACUCGACAUAAUUGCUAUUUAGGCUAUCUUUACCAACUAGGUGUCGGUACUGGGAUUGAUAAAGUACAAGCUGCUCAUUAUUAUGCAGCUACCUUAUUAAAAUCGAGUAAAUGCCCUAUAACUAUGGUCCUAUUAGCUAAAUUAAUUGAAAAAGAAACUGUACCUCGAUCAACACUCCUUGAUUCAGUUAGACUCUAUCAAAGUGCUUGCCUAAAAUUAGAACCGCUAGCAUCGGCAUAUGCUUGCUAUCGAUUGGGUAGGAUGUGUAGCAAAGGAUUAAUUAGUCAAGAAAUGGGAUUUGAUACAACUAAAGCUAGCUUUUACUACCAGAUGGCCAAUAAACUACUUCAAGCUGUUUCACCAUGCCCAAUAAGUUAUUACAUAAAAGGCAAUAUUUAUUCAAUAGAUACAAAUCAAGAAAAUGAAACAAAUCCAACUGCCUGUUAUUAUGCAGCAAGCGAAUAUUAUAAUAGAUCAUUAGAUUAUCGAUACUAUGCUAUUAAAGCUAAAUUAAAAUACGAAGGGAUGAAACCUACACAACGGCAAGAAAUUAUCCAGAAUAUUACAUCAAUGAAUGAUGAAAUUCAAAAUUUAUGGAGAAGUAAACCAAAAGAGAUUAUGUGGUCAUCAUACCGCAUUGCAUUACGCUACCUUUCUAGUGAUUUUAUGACUAAACUAUAUGAUUAUUCCUACCGUAAAUAUCGUCAGAAAUUGCAAGAAUCUGAUGAUAUGAAUGCCCAUUAUCAGCUAGGUUAUUACUUUCGCAAUGGUUUAGGCUCUGUCAAGAAAGAUCCUGCUAUAGCUAUGAAUCAUUACUAUAAAGCUGUUGCAUUAGGUCAUUCAUUAGCCUAUCAUGGGCUUGCAUUGUUGAUUGGAUGCGAAGAAGAAGGUGAUGAUCCUACAAAUUACUGCCAAGUGUAUUCUAGCACUAAGCAAUGUGCAGAAUAUCGUCUGGACUUAUUAUUACAAUCCGCUUAUAUGGGUAACAUCAAUUCUUUGCAUUAUAUCGAUCAACAAGUUCGAGAUAAACCAGCUUGGAGUAAGUUAAUUGAUGCCAGUAUUAAGACACGAGAAAAGAGCUAUCGCCACGGUAAAAGUAGAAAAUUAAGUCAUGAUGAAUUGACAAAAUUGCAGGUCGAAUUAGGGAUAUUACUCAUGAUUCGAGAAGCUAUUUUCGAUCAACCAAACUCAUUAUCUGUUUAUGAAAUUAUCAAUCACUUCAAUAAAGCAGCAAAAUUACAUGAUCCAGCAGCUUAUUAUUAUCUUGGCUAUCUUAAAUUAAAAUUGGACAAAAAAUAUUUUAAAGGCUCAAAUAAAAAGAAUGAUGCCCAAGCUUAUCUUAUGAAAGCAGCCAAAUUGGAUUAUAUUGCCGCUAAAUUGCAGUUAGUUCAACUAAUAUUCGCAGGUGAAAAAUUAACCAUGGACGAUCGUAAAGUACGCCAAUUGCUAAUUGAUGGUAGUAAGUAUGGUGAUGCAUUAUCGACUUUAGUGAUAGCAUUAGGGCGGAUUGACGGACGAUUUGGUAUUGAAAUCAAUUUAGAUAAGGCUAUCUCAACACUUGAAAGAGCUAUGGUAGAAGAUCAUCAUCAAGUUAUCCCAACUAUUUUACCAGAUUAUCUUCUUGGAAUUAUAUAUGAAUGUGAAAGUACUUGUACCAAUAAAUAUAUUAAAGCAAGGCAUUGGUAUUCAACUCAAAUUGUACACCAGUUAAACGAUUGCCAAGGGCGUAUUCUAUUAGGCCAGUUGAUCGAGAAGAAGAAGAUUCCAGCAGCAAGUAUUUUAGAUGCGAUUAAACUAUAUCAAUCGGCAAUUUAUAUCAAUGAUCAACAUGUCGGAGUUGCUCAUUACCGAUUAGGUAAAAUUUAUUCCAAUAAACAGAAUAAUAAAUUUUACGAUCUUGAUCGAGCAAAGUCGCACUUUCGGAUGGCUUAUCGACAAUUUCAAUAUAAUGUGUUAAUAUCCAGUAAAAAUGCUAGUCGCGAUUGUUAUAUUUUAGCCAAAAUGUACAAAUGUGGCUAUGGUACAAAUCCUAAUUCUAGUAAGGCUAUGCUAUUCUAUCAGAAAACGAUAGACAUGUCCAAAGCUGAUUACGAUUUCGUAAGAUUACGAUAUCGAAAUAAGGCUGCAAAAGCCCUCCAGCAGUCUAUGUAA
Trichoplax adhaerens is the source of this 3327-nucleotide messenger RNA. RefSeq lists its product as uncharacterized. Gene Ontology annotation, molecular function: protein binding. The record is from RefSeq and is a predicted model, not a curated record. Lineage: Eukaryota; Metazoa; Placozoa; Uniplacotomia; Trichoplacea; Trichoplacidae. The transcript has a single exon. Bases 1 to 3327 code for a protein of 1108 amino acids.